Molecule: messenger RNA, 2651 nt
Organism: Neltuma alba
Lineage: Eukaryota; Viridiplantae; Streptophyta; Magnoliopsida; Fabales; Fabaceae
Product: TMV resistance protein N-like
Exons: 4
Coding region: 200-1516 (438 amino acids)
Biological process (GO): defense response; signal transduction
Molecular function (GO): ADP binding; ATP hydrolysis activity
Source: RefSeq, a predicted model, not a curated record
AGGGUAACCCUCGCCGUGUACCAAAUAUUGGCUUGCGAAGGUGCAGAGAAAGUCGUCCCGAAGGGCACCUUCCACGAAAUUUUGGUUUGGUAACGCCUUUACCAAUGUUCCGCUCAGAACUCGGGCAGCGAAGGUCAUAUGUGCUCCAUGUUUUGAGCAGAUCACAUUCCUCGGAAUCCAAUACCUCUAUCUCUUAGUUAUGAUCACUCCAAAUCAAGAGCCAUCAUCAUCUUCUGGAUCAUCCUCCAGCGAAUCAACUUCCCAUCAUUACGAUGUUUUCCUGAAUUCCACAAGCGAAUCAACAUUCACUACCAUUCUCUGCGAUGCUUUGCACAACAAGGGAAUCGACAAAAUCUUCGUCGGCCCCAAUAAACUGAGAGAAAGGAAAAGAAAGAGGAAAAGCAAACAAGUUUUUGCAUCACCUGAUCCUCUUAGUGCGAUUGAAAAAUCAAAGGUUUCUAUUCUUGUGUUCUCUGAGGAUUAUGCUUCUUCCGCUGAGUGCCUUGAUGAGCUCGUCAAGAUUAUGAAGUGCAGUAGGAAAAAGAAGCUUGUGGUUUUUCCGAUCUUCUACAAAAUAGAACCGACGAUUGUUCGGCAUCAGAAAGAUAAGUAUGAAGAAGCCAUGGUUGCUCAUCAACAGAGCUUCGGAGACGAACAGGUUCAGAAAUGGAAGUCGGCGUUGAACGAAGCCGCCGGUUUGUCCGGAUGGCAUUUUGUUGAAGGAUCUGAAAAUGACUUUGUUGAGAAGAUUGUUGAAGAGGCAUUUUCCAAGUUACCGCCUAAACGCUUACAUAUUGGGGAGCACAUAGUUGGACUCGACGCUUGCAUAAAAGAUGUCACUUCACUUCUUGAUGCCGUGUCUAUUUUAGGAAUUCAUGGAACUGAAGGAGUUGGCAAAACUACACUUGCUAAAGCUGCAUAUAAUUCAGUUGUCCCCCAAUUUGAAGAGGCUUGUUUUCUUACUGACAUAAGAACAGCUCCUAAAGGAAGCAAAGGCAUGGUACGUCUUCAAAAGACGCUUCUAUCAGAUAUUCUUGAUGAGAAGAAAAAGUUCAAGUUAAGAAGUGUUGAAGAAGGGAUCUCUAAGAUAAAGCAGAGGCUAUGCCAUGGAAGGGUUCUUCUUGUUCUUGAUGACAUAGAUGAGAUGGAACAAUUAGAACAACUUGCGGGAGGUCGUGAUUGGUGUGGAAAUGGCAGUAAAGUGAUCGUGACAACAAGAAAUAAGCAAUUACUGAUUGCUGGUCAUAUUGAUGAAUAUGGAAUGAAGGAGCUAAAUAACAAUGACUCCCUUGAGCUUUUCUCUCGAUAUGCCUUCCACUUGGACAAACCCCCAGCGGAUUAUGAAGAAAUCUCCAACCAUCUGGUGAGUUAUGCACAAGGCCUUCCUUUGGCUUUGAAAGCUAUGGGCUCUAAAUUGAAAAAUAAAAGCAUGGAGGCAUGGAAAUGUGCAUUGGAUCAAUUGGAGAAACUUCCAGAAAGGAAGGUUGAAGAUGUUCUCAAAAUAAUGGGAAAGUAGGAUGCUGGAGAACAGCUAAUGGUUGUUCUUCUUUUGUCCACGGAAUUUCUAUGAAGAAUGCUACUCUCGAGUCCACAGUUAAGGAUUCAUUUCUUUUUCACCCUGCUUGAAUGUUUCUGAAGUGUCAGUUUUGUCAGCGAUACAAAAUUUCAUCCGUGAUUUAUAUUUACUUAAUAUACAGAUUUUUGUCCAGAACUUAUUUAAUAAAACAACUACCUCAAAUUUUGAUUGUUUUGUUCGGUUGCUUAGUCAAAAAGGAUAGGAGUAGGGCUUUUCUCGCUUUGAAUCACUUUGUAUUGAUGGGGAAAAGCCCAUCUGCCUGUGACUUCAUUGAAGACUGAUUAGAAUCAAGGGGCUGGCCCCAAAGACUUCAUGGAUUUGGAAAUGCCAGGCUACCUUGAUGCUUCAAUGGCAAACCCUUAAGUUUCCAGGGACAAUAUGCAUGUGAAACGACUUCUUGGGUCCAGGGAAAGGAGAAAAGUGGCCAUUAAGACAAGUUUGUAAAGACUUUCAGGGAGGAGGAUGCAGUGCAACAACUAUAUAGCGAGGCCUUUGGGUAGCUACAAAUGAAUAGUGCAAUUAAAUGGCAUAUGAAGUGAAGCUGACUUGGAUGCUGAAAAGAUCGCCUUUAUACUGAGAUAGCAAUGAUGAAGGCCUUAUGGGGCAUGAAAGGCAAGCUGCUAAUGUCAAGCUAGCUUGUACAGGAAUGCAGUUGAGUUACAUGCUUUUGCUUCAAGCUUUACUCUUCAAGCUUCCGAGGUUGAAUUUGAGUUACAAGGAGGGUGAAAGAUGGAUUGUGGCAUUGUGCAUGUCAUCCGUAGAUCAAAGCUUGAUGCAAAACUAAGGCAGCUUUUAAAGAUUUGGUUUGGCAGAUGGGUUGCAUUAUUAUGAUGAGUGAGAAAAUUCUACUUGAGAUCAUUAUAAUCAAUCAUUUCACAAUUAGUGUGUGUGUAUAAUUAAAUAUCAGAAUCAGCAACAACAAAAAAAUGCUCAGGCAUCGUUGUUUUUGGGAGCUUUGAUGAUAAUAGAGCCCCGUUUAAAGGACAAAAGCCAAUUCUGUGACUCUUGUUUCUGCAGCCUCUAUAUAUAAGCUUAUUCUCCGGACCAUGACAAUACAUAACUAUGGUUCACUAAA